UCCGAAGAGAGGAAGAAAAAGAAAAGAGUAGAGCUUUUUUUUAUUUAGGAAGGAGGAACACAACACCACACUUGUGCGCAAAACUUUCACAGUGUCCGACGAUCUCAAAGCCCAAAUAUCAAAGUUCCUCUCUUUUUUUCUUUCUCUCUCUCUCUCCCCAAAAUUCGUAGCUUUUUUUGCAUUUUGCUUCUGCAUUCGGCUUUGGAUUUCAUAAAGUGUUCAGAUUUAAGAGUGUAUCUCACUCAAUCUCUCUGAUAAGAGAGCUUCACGCCACAAGGAACCGACCCAGAGAGUUAAAAAGAAAGAAUUUUUAAUGCGAAAUCGUUUCUAGGUCUGAUCUGCAGAUCUUGGUGCCCUAAUUUUCCGCUGCCGCAACGGUCUCCUCUUUCCCUUGCCGUCAUUUUGACUGGUGGAGUUUUAUUUCUGAAUCAAAAAGCAGUCGAAUUUAGCGAGUGUCGUAUAAGUGAAGUGCGUUACUACUGUUGCAAAAAAACUUCUCAGGUCGAAUUGAAACUCUUUAGUGAGUGAGAGAGAUGCUGACAUGCAUAGCUUGUUCGAACACCAACAAUGGUGGAUCUAAGAAACAAGAAGAUGAUGAAGAAGACGACAGAGUUAUCGGAACUCCUAGGUCUAAGCAGGCGAUUAAGUCCCUGACGUCACAGAUUAAAGACAUGGCAGUGAAAGCAUCAGGUGCUUACAAAAGCUGCAAACCGUGUUCUGGGUCGUCAAACCAGAAUAAGAACCGAAACUACGCUGAUUCGGAUGCUGCUUCGAAUUCUGGGAGGUUUCGUUAUGCGUACAAGAGAGCGGGGAGUGGUAGCUCAACACCGAAAAUUUUGGGGAAGGAAAUGGAGUCAAGGUUGAAAGGGUUUUUGAGUGGAGAAGGAACACCUGAAUCCAUGAGUGGUAGGACAGAGUCCACAGUGUUCAUGGAGGAAGAAGAUGAGCUCAAGGAAUGGGUUGCUCAAGUGGAGCCUGGUGUCCUCAUCACAUUUGUAUCAUUGCCUGAGGGAGGGAAUGAUAUGAAGCGGAUUCGUUUCAGCCGUGAAAUGUUCGAUAAAUGGCAAGCUCAAAAGUGGUGGGCGGAGAAUUUCGACAAGGUCAUGGAAUUAUACAAUGUACAGCAGUUCAAUCAGCAGAGCGUCCCACUUCCAACUCCUCCUAGAUCUGAAGAUGGGAGCUCGCGAAUUCAGUCUACCAAGAACGGUCCUGCAACUCCACCCCUGAACAAAGAAGGCCCUCGAGGAAAAGGCUACGCUUCUUCUGGCUCAAUCGCUCACCAAGCAACAACCCAAACACAAAGUCGACACCAAGAUUCAUCUGGUCUUGCUACAACGCCAAAACUCUCAAGCAUAAGUGGAACCAAAACCGAGACAUCAUCUGUUGAUGAGUCUGCAAGAAGUAGCUUCUCGAGGGAAGAAGAAGAAGAAGCAGAUCAUUCAGGGGAGCUCUCUGUAAGUAAUGCAAGUGACAUUGAAACAGAAUGGGUGGAACAGGACGAAGCCGGUGUUUACAUCACAAUCAGAGCUUUACCAGAUGGGACUCGCGAGCUUAGGCGUGUUCGCUUCAGCCGAGAGAAGUUUGGGGCAAGAUUGUGGUGGGAGCAGAACAGAGCUCGGAUACAACAACAAUACUUGUGAUGGCCGAUGAUGGUUGAAUGCUCUCUAGAGGAAUCGGACACACCAAAACAAAACACCUUUUUUUUUUUUUUUUAUAUAUAUAUAUAUAUGUUUUUACUUGGAGAAAAGCUACAGAGUGAUGGAAAUAACAUCGGCUUCAGAUAAUGCAUGCAUGUGCUUUUGGUUGGUGGUUGUUAGUUGAUCUCUUUUCUCUUCUUUCCCAUUUACAUCUAUAAAGAGGUAUUAGUUUUACUCUUUCA
Molecule: messenger RNA, 1879 nt
Organism: Arabidopsis lyrata subsp. lyrata
Lineage: Eukaryota; Viridiplantae; Streptophyta; Magnoliopsida; Brassicales; Brassicaceae
Product: protein Brevis radix-like 2
Exons: 6
Coding region: 534-1640 (368 amino acids)
Source: RefSeq, a predicted model, not a curated record